UCAAAAUGAAAAGGAAUAUAUUAUCAAAAUAGCGUGAAUAUAUUGAAUCGGUAUUGCAUUAUUCAUAAAAGAUUGACCUUCAUAUGUUUGUUCUUUCGUCUGCAUUUAACAUGAGUUCUUUCCUAUGUUUCUUCAUGGUUGUUAACCUCUGCGAAUUGUUUCAAGCAAGACUUGUAGACUCGACCUACGUUGGCAUACUACUGGACCCGAAGUGGGACGAAAAGGAGUUGGAUUUAAACUCCUUCACAGGGGAAAUGAAGCCAUUGGUACUACCGACUAGCCGAAAAGGCUUUCGUCAACUUUUUGACGAAAACUGUAAAACACUUAUCAGAGAAAAAGCGGUUGGACUUAUCGGACCUGGAAUAGGGACAAUAGGAGGAAUUGGAUCUCAACUUGCCGAGUCUUUGUCAAUUCCUUUUAUCGGUUGUAGCGGUUCUUCGCUAACAGUGCAAUCACACGGAAUCAACAUGCUGCCCCAAAGUGCAACGCGUGCCGAGGCUGUGGUCGGCCUCGCAUCCGAAAUGGGGCAUCCGUGCAUCGUGGCAUUCAGCUCAAACAAAGCCUCCCUGGCCAUAUCCUCCCUCAGAAAAAACGCUCAAGAGCGCGUCAUAUCCUUUAAGCUCUUUGAUUUGGUCAGCGGACGUUCACCUGAGUCCGAGAUCUUCCAAAUCUCCAAGGAGAUUUUGUCAAUCAAUAAGAGCGGGUCUUGCGUUGUUGUACUCGAUUGUGUGCUCUCUAUGGCAAAGCUCAUCUUUCAAGCUUCUUCUUCGUUCGGAAUUCCGACUUCUACGUUUGUUUGGGUGUUGUUUCGAGAGGAAUACAUGACUAACGAAGCCUUGGACACAGCCUUCCCGGUCGGAGUUCUUGGGAUCCGCAAAGCUUACAAGUGGCCGGACCUGGUCUAUGACGCAAUAAUGCUUUUCAAUCAAACCUUUGAGAGAGAAUGGCUGAGAGUAGGCGGGGCAUCUGGUAGAACGUGUGAGCAGCCCGGGUCGCCGUGGAUCGACCGCAAAAGCUUUCACACGAAAAUGAUUCAGGAAAACGUCACUGGGAAAACAGGUCCAGUGCGUUUCAACAUUAACGGCGAAAGAACAAGCACUAUUUACGAAAUUGUGAAAACUGUGCGAAACUCAAGUGGACUCAUUGAAUGGGAGCGGGUGGGAAAAGCGAUGAAUACAGAAGUUCGUCUGGACAGCAAGUUUUGGACAAAGACUUUUGACACCUCGAACACUUCAAACUUCAUCCGGAUGGUGACUACUCCCGAGGACCCGCUUGUGAUUGUUAGCAAGGAUAACGUGGCGGAGAAUGAAGAGUGCGUGUUGUCACAUCUGUGCGUUCGCUACAAAAGGACCAAAGACCCUGUUAAGAACACCACAAAAGUGGAGGUCGUACGAAGUUGCUGUAUUGGAUACGUAAUUGACGUAUUGACUCUCUUAGAAAUGGAUCUGGGGGUGACGGCCGAGUUGUACUUUGUUGAAGACGGUCUUUACGGAGCUUUUGACCCGGAGACGAAAACAUGGAAUGGAAUGAUUAAUGAGCUUGUACAGGGAAAAGCGGAUAUGGCUUUGACAACUUUGACGAUUCUGGAAGCUAGACAACGCGUUGUUGACUUUUCCAAUGCGUUUUUAUACGGAGAGACCAAACUUAUGCUCCAUUACUCCAAGGAUAAACAAAUGGACGACAUUGAGUUCGGGUUUCUAAAUCCAUUUGAUACAAACCUUUGGCUUGUUUUGCUUGCAACCGUGAACGUCAUUCUUCUCAUUGUGUGGUCGUUAGAUCAUUAUAGUCCGUAUGGUCACUAUAAGACAGGCUAUGCCCGGUUGAGGUUCUUGUUUGACGUGCCUGCCUGUAUGUCCUAUAUAUACAGCACCGUGUUUAAGCUCCAGUUAGACAAUGUCACACCGAGAAGCAACAGUGCACGCGCGGUGUCUGCUGUUUUUUCGUUCGGUACGCUCAUCUUAGCGUCGACUUACACGGCUAAUCUCGCUGCUUCAUUGGUUAAUACAGACGAGUUCCUUGCUGUCAAAAGUAUACACGAUAAAAAGUUCACAGAUCCAAACACAAACUUCAAGUUCGCCACGCUGCUAAGCAGUAGUACAGAAAUGCUUUUUUCAAGAAGUACAGACCCAGCCUUCAAGAGGGUCUACGAAAACAUGAAGAAACAUCAGGUUAAGAGUUUCCCCGAAGCAGUACGAAAACUACGUAACGGCGAACUGGAUGUGUUCAUCGACGACUCCCCCUUCCUCGACUUGACAGCGAGCAAACAGCCGGACUGUUCUUUCCGCAUAGUUGGACGACCGAUCAGCAUGCAAGGAUAUGGCGUAGCCUUCCAAAAGGGGUCUCGCUGGACCCAGCCCAUCUCGCAACUGAUGCUCAAAUACGACCGGCGAGACUUCUUCCGAAAGAUAACACAGAAAUGGUUCGCAGGCGUUUGUAAGGAGUCUCAGACAAGCGCCGCAAAGGCAGAAGCGAUGGAUAUUAAACAGUUCACGGGGCUAUUCUAUUUCUGUCUAGGGGCGUCGUUGAUUUGCGCGAUACUUCUUGUGGUAGAAUUUAUUCUUCAUAAGUUCCGUCGAAGAAAGUUAGUGAAAUACAGAAUUGACAAGGUCCAUACUGCGAUGGGUUUUCCGACUAGAGAAUCCUUUGUGCUAAAGAAUGGACAUUUGACGCUUUCAAAUUUAGCCAGAGUGCAGUUUACUGACGAGAACUCUAUACAUAGUCAAGAAACACAGGAGACUGCUAGCCUGUAACGAGCAGGUUUUUUUUUAUAAAAUAAUGAUUAUUCAUUCAUUUUCCUUUUAAAAAGGGGAUAUUUUAUAUAACAAAAUUCUAUAACAAAAAGUAAGAAUUUAAUUUUCUUAUCAAAUGCGGUUUCUGCAAUAUGCUAAUAUUUUAUUAUGGAGCCCAACGUUUUUAAGUUAAAACCCAAAAUAUCACAGAAUACUUUAAAAAGAUCUCCAUAAAACAUCGCACAGAAAUACCCUUUCUUGUACUUACACUCAUGGGGGGACUGGUGUAUGAAGUAAUUCUUAUCCACACACAACAAUAUUCAUAAUGUAAGACGUAAAUAAAGGUUAAGAUGUGAAUGA
Molecule: messenger RNA, 3089 nt
Organism: Nematostella vectensis (starlet sea anemone)
Lineage: Eukaryota; Metazoa; Cnidaria; Anthozoa; Actiniaria; Edwardsiidae
Product: glutamate [NMDA] receptor subunit 1
Exons: 5
Coding region: 84-2750 (888 amino acids)
Biological process (GO): monoatomic ion transport; modulation of chemical synaptic transmission; synaptic transmission, glutamatergic
Cellular component (GO): postsynaptic membrane; plasma membrane
Molecular function (GO): glutamate-gated receptor activity; transmitter-gated monoatomic ion channel activity involved in regulation of postsynaptic membrane potential
Source: RefSeq, a predicted model, not a curated record